AAAUUAUGUAUUGAUUCUGGAAAACAUAAUAUAUAUAAUAUUAAUCAAGAAAAUAUUAACUUGAUAAAAUUAGGAAUUAGUUUAAUGAUUCCCAAAAAGUUUAGUUUAAUUUGUUUUGUUUGUGAUACAACAUUUUUAAAUGAUAAACAAUUAUUGUUUGAACAUCUAUUGCACAGUAAACAUAUACAGAAUUUAAAGAAAAUAAAUAAUGAUAACAAAAUAUCCAAAGAGAAUCCAAAUAAAUUUAAUAACUUAAAAUUGGCUGAAUUUUGUAUGAAAAAAGAAACAAAUAGAAAAAUUCAGUGUUAUGCAUGUAAUUACAAAAUUAGGAACAAAAAUAUUCUUAUUAAUUUACAUGUUAAAAGUAAAAAGCACAUUCUUAGAAGUAAAAUAUGGAAAGAACAAUCUGUAGAAAUUUUUAAAGAAUUUUUAAUAAUUUUCGAUAAUGCUUGGUAUUAUGCACAUGUAUAUAUUUGCACUAUUUGUCAAAAAAGAUUUGAUUUGGAAAUUAAAUUUGCUAAACAUUUAGUAGACUUGACUCAUGUAAAGAAUAUUAGAAAAUGUAAAUGUAAUGGAAUUCUUACUAAAUUUCAUAUUUGUCCUAUUUGUGCUACAUGUUGGUUUGGAGAUUCUAAUUCCUAUAGCAUUCACUGUGAAAGCCAAUUUCAUAAAUAUUUUGUAAAACGUGGUGACCUUACGGUUUCUAAUAUCACAAAUUUUGUUGUAGAUUUGUUAAAUAAUAUAGAUCAAAAUAUUACAUUUUUAUUAAAUGAGUCUAAUAAAGUGAUUUUUGAACAUAAUAAAGAAUCUGAAGUAUUACAAGCAAUUGAAGAAAGUAUAAAAUGUAUAUAUCCAAAUGCCAAAACUUAUAUGUUUGGUUCAAGACUUUCAAAUUUGGGUUACCCAGAUAGUAAUUUAGACAUUUAUUUAGACUGUGAUAAUUUUUAUUUUAAAUGUAUAGUAAAUCAACAAAUUGAAACAUAUUUACUGACAGUAAAAAAAAUUUUCGAAUAUCGAACAAAUACUUGGAUUAUAAAUGAAAUUAUUUUAAAUGUCAGAGUACCAAUUAUAAAACUAAGUCAUAUACCAACUAGUAUAAAAGUAGAUAUUUCUUUUCUUAAUGGCCUUGUUGUGGAAAAAUCAAUACUUAUAAGGUAUUAUAACGACGCUUAUUUUAUUUGUCGAUAUUUAAUUUUAUAUUUAAAAAGAUGGUUUAUUCUUUGUCAAAUACCUGGUCCAAAGUCUAUGUCAAGUUAUGCCAUUUCUUGGUAUGUUAUUUUUUAUUUACAAGUGAAACGAAUCUUACCAUCUGUACAUGAACUUGUGAGACUGAAAAAUGAAUCUAAAAUUGUUGGUGGCUGGGAAUGUGGUUUUCAGAAAUCAAUUUCAGUUGCUCACUCUGAUUUAAAUUUCAAAGACCAUAUUAAAGAAUUUUUUUAUUAUUAUGCUGAAUUUGAUUAUAAAGCAAAUGUAGUAUGUCCAUAUUUAGGUAAAAUAAUAGAAAAAAAUUCUUUUGCACAUAUUAAACAGUUACCUAAAGAAAUGGAAAUUUAUAAGCAAAAUGUGAAACAAAAGAAAAGUGUAAUCUUUCAGUUUGACUCUCCUAUGUGCCUUCAAGAUCCUAUUGAUCUUUCACAAAACUUAACAAAACAUAUUACAAAAUUCCAGUUACAAAGCAUACGAAAGUAUUAUAAUGAAAGUGCUGCAAUCAUUUCAUAAAUCUACAAUUAACAAGAUUUAAUAAUAAAGUUUAAUAGCAUAAAAAGUUGAUUACAUUUAAAAGUGCCUUCUUGUAUACCUAUUUUGUACACAAAAUGAAUGAUGAUAUUUUUUAAGAUUUUAUACAAUUUAAAAUACUAUUUGGUAUAAUAAA
Ceratosolen solmsi marchali is the source of this 1873-nucleotide messenger RNA. Its product is annotated as poly(A) RNA polymerase, mitochondrial-like. The record is from RefSeq and is a predicted model, not a curated record. Lineage: Eukaryota; Metazoa; Arthropoda; Insecta; Hymenoptera; Agaonidae. The annotation marks the transcript as partial. Gene Ontology annotation, molecular function: RNA uridylyltransferase activity. The transcript has 3 exons.